CAAUGGGGUGGCGCGCAUCGCCCCGCCGGCCAAUGGCGGGGAGGGGGCGGGCCCUGGGGCAGCGGCCGCGGCGGCUCCCGCGCUCCCGGCAACCGGCGGCACCCGCGGGGCGGCGGACGGGGCCCGCGGCACGGUGUGGCACCCAUGGCAGGAGCCGUGCGCAUUGGGGACCAGCUCAUUCUGGAGGAGGACUACAAUGAAUCCUACGUUCCCAUGGAGCAGGAAAUCCGGGAUUUUGCACCAACGAUUGGGAUUGACCCCGACAAGGAGUCGGAGCUGCUGUGGCUGGCCAGGGAGUGCCUGGUGACCCCCCUGCCCCCCGAGUGGAAGGCCUGCCAGGCCAUUGCAGGGGGUGACGUCUAUUUCUUCAACUUUGAGAGCGGCCUCUCCACGUGGGAGCACCCCUGUGAUGAGCACUACAAGCAGCUGGUCAUCAGGGAGAGGGAGAAGCUGCUGGCACGGGGCAGCCUGAAGAAGGAGAAGAAGGAGAAAAAAGAGAAGAAGGACAAGAAGGAGAAGAAAGAGAAGAAGAAGAAGGACAAGAAGGAGAAGCAGCUCCUGAAGGAGCUCCCUCCCCCAGGCUCCCAGCUGGCCCCCAUCCAGCCUCCCCUGGGCAGCCUCUCUCCUCUCCGUGGCCUCACCCCGCCUUCCUCCGUCGCCCUCCGUGGGAGCCUGGACCUGGGCAAUGUGUUGGACUCCAGCCUCAGCCCCAAGGAAGGAACGCUGCCUGCAGAGAUCCCAAAGCCCUCCAGCCACACCAAGAACCUGCUGGAUUUGAUCUGUGAAGAGAAACGUCCCUUGAACGUGGCAGUGCCAGAGAAAUGGAGAGAGGAAGAUGAGGACAGUGACCAUGAGAGUUUCCCUGGGACCUCAAGGCUGUUAAAAAACGUUUACCUGGACGUUGAAGCCCUGGCAGGCAGCUUUGACUUUGAGGAGAACAGCAAGGAGGAGCAGGAGGAGCGUGGCAGCCCUCCAUCAGCUGGUGCUGCUGGUGCUGCUGGUGCUGCCCAGCCCCACGGGAGCCCUGAGGAGGAAGCUGCCAGCCUGGCAGAGAAGGAAUCCUUAAAAUCGAGGCACCCUGAAGAAGCAGCAGAGUGUUGUUCCCUGGAUUCUGGAGCGGCGUGCCCCCCGUCUGCAGCUCAGCUCCUCUCUGGGGAGCCUGGCAGCAGCCUGAGUGCCCAGGCAGAGCUGCAGGAGCCUGCUGGGCACCAGGCAGAAGAUGCUCAGGUGGAAGGAGACGCCUCUGCAGCUGAGGAGCUGCCUCUGUCCGAGGGGCACAGGAGCUCAGCAGGGCUGGAGGUGCCCAGCUCUGCCGGGCAGCCCCGAGCUGCCCCUCUGCCUGUGGAGGGCACAGAGCAGCCAGCCAGCCUGGCUGCCACUGCUGACACCCUGUCCUGUGCAGAAAGGGCGCUGCGGGAAGAGAGGGAAGAGGCAGCAGCUGGUUCAGUGUCAGAGGACAGGCUGGAUGAUGGCAAACUUUCCAAGGCAUCCGGGGUCAGUGGCUGUGAGCAGGACCUGCCAGUGUCCAGGAGCUCCGACCAUGAGGUGCCUCAGCUGCUGGGCUUGGACGCCAAGAGCCAGCUGUGCCAGGAGGGUCUGGGUGUGGGGACGGUGCCCCCUGAUCUGGACAGCCCCAGGAGCAAGGAGCUGGGAGAAGAGGACAAAGACCAAAGCAAAGCCAGUGUGGAGAAGGAGCAAAGGAAAGGAGCAGAAGCUGCUGAGAGUGAGAGGGAUCCCAGUGCUGCUGAGACGCCCCUGGAGCCCUGGGGCUCAGAGAAUCCCCAUGGGGAGGAGCAGCAGGAGGGAGCCCUGGACAGCCUGGUGGACCCCGAGGAGCUGCCUGGCCCACAGAACCUGGAACCUGAGAAGGACAUGGAGCAGUCCUUGAGCCAGCCUCCCGAUGAAUCCCUGGAGGAAAUCGUCAGGGAGGUGGAGACAGAGCUGGAGCAAGAGGAAAUACAUUUAUUUCCAGCAAAGGAGGAGAAAACCCAGCGAUUCCAGGAGGAGAUGAGGCAGGAGGAGGAGGAGGAAGCUGAAAAGCUUCAUCAGCAAAAAGAAAAGCCCCUCAGCGCUCCAGAAGAAGAUUUAGCAAAGCCUGAGCAGGAAGAGCAAGAGCUGCUGCUCAGAGAGGAAAAAGCCCAGAGGCUGGAGGAGCUGCGAGCCCAAAUGGCCUCAGAGCUGGAGGCAGAGGAGCAGAGGAUGAGCAGGGCCGAGCAGGAGGCCAGGCUGCAGCAGCUCAGGGACGAGUGGCAGUCCCAGCAGCUGCUGGAGCAGGAGAGGCUGCAGAGGCAGCAGCAGCUUGCCCUGGAGGAGAUGAGGCUGGCAGCAGAGGAGGCCCAGCAGAAGGAGAUGGGCGAGCUGGAGCAGGAGCAGGAGGAGUUCCUGAGCCAGCUCAGGGACAGGCUGGACAGGGAGAAGAAGAAGGCAGCAGAGGAGCUGGAGGAACAGAGUGCCAGGGAGCUCCAGCAGCUGAGGGCUGCAGCCGAGGAGAAGCACCGUGAGGUCAUUGCCAGCCUGCAGGCCCAGCUGGCAGAGGCACAGAGCAGCCAGGAGGCCCAGCUACGUGAGGAGCUGCAGAGGGCAGACCAGAAAGUGCAGGAAAAAGCCCUAAAAGUGAAGGAAUACGAGCGUGAGCUCAGCGAGCUGAUGGGCGACAGACGGCGGGAGGUGGAGAAGGAGCACGAGAGGAGGAUGGAGAGGAUGAGAGAUGAGCACAGGGAGGCCCUGGGGCGGAUCCAGCAGCACUUCGAGGAGGAGGAGCGCCGGCAGAGGUCGGAGCUGCUGGAGGGGCUGCGCAGCGAGGCCGCGCGGCUGCGGCAGCUCCACGACACCGAGCUGCAGCGGCUGCAGGCGGAGCUGGAGGGGAGGCUGGCGGCCCUGCAGCAGAGGCACAGGGAGAAGGAAAGAAAGCUCCAAGAUUCAGAGAACGAGCUCGAGAUCCGCAUGAAGAACAUCCAGGCCAGAUCAGAGCAGCUCCAGAGCCAGGAGGAGUCCCUGCAGAGGAGGAGGCAGCUGCUGCUGGAUGAGGACGGACGGAUGCAGCUGGAGAGAGACGAGGCUGCUCUGGCCUCUCAGCUGCGCCUGGAGGAGAGCAGGAAGGAGCACUGCAGCCUGCUGGAGUCCCUGCGGCAGCUGCGCAGGACCCUGCAGGAGCUGCAGGACCAGAAGGCCGAGCUGGAGGCCCAGGUGGAUCUGCUGCAGAGCCGCAGCCAGAGGCUGCACAAACGCAUUGGAGAGCUGGAGGAAGCAAUCAGGAGCAAGCAGGAGGCUCUGAAAGAACUGGAGGCAGAAGAAAGUGUGGAAUCUCCAAGAAAGAAAGCUGAGCUCUGUGUUGAAGACCUGAGAGAAGCUCCUCAAGCUCACUCAUCCAGAGAGCCUUCCCCAGCCUCCCAGAGCCCCGAGGAGAGCGAGCUGCAGCUGGACCGAGUGCAGAGCUUCCUCUCGGCCGAGGGGCAGUCCCUGCGCAGCGCCAAGGAGUUCCUGCAGCGCCAGAGCCGCUCCCUGCGCCGGCGCCAAUCGGCGCUCAGGGCUGCCAGCCUGCAGUGGCACCAGCACCUGCACAGGGCCCAGGGGGCCGAGCAGGGACCCCACAGCUCCCAGCUCCUGCAGGGAGUGCGCCAGAACCUGCAGGAGGAGGCAAAGGAGCUGGACAAGAUGAAGUCAGCCAUGCACAAAGGACAGGUGCUGCUGAAGAAGAAGGAGGAGAAGCUCAGCCAGCUGGAGUGCUCGCUGCUGGAGGAGCUCUCAGAUGAGGACACGCUGAAGAGCUCUGCGUGCAGGAAGGUGGUGACGUUUGAUCUGAGCUCCUCUGAGGACACAAACAGCACGGCCAGUGUGAACCUGGGCCAGCCCAGGUCUGACCUGAGGGUGGAUGUGUGGCCCGUGCUGCAGCAGGACAAGAUCCAGCACCUGAGGGACUCGGUGCAGAGCAUCACCAGCGAGCUCAGCGGGGUCCUGGGGCUCCUGGACUCCCUGAGCCAGCAGCAGCCCCCCCUGCUCACCUCCACGCCCCACCAGGGCAUCCCCCUCCCCAGCCACCCCUCCUUGGCCGGCCUGGGGGGCAGCAGCUCCCUGGGGAACCCCCCCAGGGUGUCCCCCCUGCACCAGUGGGGCCGGGGCAGCAGGGCCAGCUCCAGUUACCCCAUGCCAGGGCAGUCAGUGGACAGCAUGCUGGCAGAGAAAUGGCACAGGUAUUUCCCAGGUGGGUUCUCGUGGCUCGGUGGGACUUCUGUGCCCCUGGACACCAAGCUGGGCUAUGUCCCUGCAGAUGAACAAAUCAGGCUCUUCCAGCACUCCAAAUUCAGUGAGCCCGAGACAAGGGAUAUUGAGGGGAUGAUUGAGAGCAACAAGAAAUGGUUGAAAGGCUUCAAGAAGGAUUCCAAAGUAGCUCUCUCCCCACGGGCACAGCAGCCCCCGGGCAGCAGCCCCAGCCUCCUGCAGCUGGGGCUGGAUGAGAACAGAGAGAUCAAGGUGUACCACUACUGACAGCUGCGGAGCCGCUCGCCCGUCAGGCUGCCGAGGAUGCUGCGCUGCAAGGAGCCCAUCUGUGAGGAGCCAUCUUCAAAGCCUUUCUCCUGACACAGCUGCUGGGGGAGGCUCUGGAGCUGCUGCCCCACAUCCCUGUGCUGUGAGAGCCCCCGGGCUGCGUGAGGGUGCCCUGCUCUGCUCCCUGCACACACCCUGAGCCUGGCACGGGCAUGUUUACAUGCAAAUACAAAUAUGGAAAUAUAUUUUUGAUGAACACCAUUUUGAAACUCUCUUAAGAAUGUAUUUAUUUUAUUUUUCCUUGCUGUUUUUCUAGAGUUUUUGUAAUUGCUCAUGAAUAGCCUUAUUCCUUCCUAGGAAAGGAGGGAUCCAAGCACAGAUAUCCCCUCUGUUGCUGGAUUGCACAAAGCCCUUCCUGCAGGGAUUUUGCUUUUAGUUUACUGCAUACUCAGAGGACACAGGGCAGUACUUCCAGUCAGGGGUUUUAGAGGGGACCCCACAGCUGUGGUUGCUGUGGCCCAAGCCAUAUCACUGAGUCCAUUCUGUGUUUUGGGAGCAGCAUGCAUUAAUGGUGCGGGGAAAUGCCAUUUUUUAAACAAUAACUCGGUUUGAAAUGUGCUCCUUUUUCCUGUUAAAAGCCGGGAUAGCAGCUGUAUCUGGUUUUGUAUAAAUUAAAUCAACAUGAGCCUGUUUUGUA
Messenger RNA from Zonotrichia leucophrys gambelii, 5182 nucleotides. RefSeq names its product centrosomal protein 164 (gene CEP164). NCBI's taxonomy places the organism in Eukaryota, Metazoa, Chordata, Aves, Passeriformes, Passerellidae. Gene Ontology annotation, biological process: cilium assembly. Gene Ontology annotation, cellular component: centriole; ciliary transition fiber; centrosome. Bases 145 to 4485 code for a protein of 1446 amino acids. The transcript has 33 exons. Gene Ontology annotation, molecular function: protein binding. The record is from RefSeq and is a predicted model, not a curated record.